Molecule: messenger RNA, 255 nt
Organism: Arctia plantaginis
Lineage: Eukaryota; Metazoa; Arthropoda; Insecta; Lepidoptera; Erebidae
Source: the annotation of a GenBank genome assembly
AUGGACAUGUGCGUGGACAUGCGCGUGGACAUGUGCGUGGACAUGUGCGUGGACAUGCGCGUGGACAUGCGCGUGGACAUGUGCGUGGACAUGCGCGUGGACAUGCGCGUGGACAUGCGCGUGGACAUGUGCGUGGACAUGCGCGUGGACAUGCGCGUGGACAUGCGCGCGAACACAUCACACGUCAUGUACGAACGUUGGGCGGCGGGCGGCUGCGGCAGGCGGCGGUUGUCCGGCUCUAAGUUUCUAGUUUAG